CGCAGCGACGGCGGCGUUUCCGCACGGUCGGCCGGGCGCUUUCCUCCAGGCAGUUGGUCUGUGGGCAGUGGAGACAGCAGAGCCCGGGGUCAGCGGGGUCAGCGGGGCCAGCGCAGUGAGGACCCGCCUGGACCAUGGACGGCUCUUUCGUCCAACACAGUGUGAGGGUCCUGCAGGAGCUCAACAAGCAGCGGGAGAAGGGCCAGUACUGUGAUGCCACCCUGGACGUGGGGGGCCUGGUGUUCAAGGCGCACUGGAGUGUUCUUGCCUGUUGUAGUCACUUCUUCCAGAGCCUCUACGGAGAUGGCUCAAGAGGCAGUGUUGUCCUCCCUGCCGGCUUUGCUGAGAUCUUUGGCCUCUUGUUGGAUUUUUUCUACACUGGGCAUCUCGCCCUCACCUCAGGGAACAGGGAUCAGGUUCUCCUGGCAGCUAGGGAAUUGCGAGUACCAGAGGCUGUGGAACUGUGCCAGAGCUUCAAGCCCAAAACCUUGGUGGGACAGGCACCAAGUGGCCAGAGUGGGCUGGGGAAACCUGCCUCCCGGGAUUUGAACAACCACCUCAAGGAGCCAGUGGGCUUGGAGGAAGAGGAAGUUUCAAGGACUCUGAGUCUAGACCCUAGGGAUCUGGAGUCCAGAGGCAAUCAUAGCCCACAGAGGCCCCAGCUCAGUCCUCCUGCUCAGACUGAGAGUUCCUCCUUCUUCUGUGGAAAGCUGAAGCAGGCUCUGAAGCCAUGUACCCUAGAGGAUAAGGAGCCUGAGGACUGCAAAGUGCCCUCAAGACCCUUUGAGGCUGAAGGUGCCCAGCUGCAGGGCGAGAAUAAUGAGUGGGAAGUGGUGGUUCAAGUUGAAGAUGAUGGGGAUGGCGAUUUCGGUUCUGAGCCUGAGGCUGUGCUGACCAGGAGGAAGUCAAACAUAAUCAGAAAGCCCUGUGCUGCUGAGCCUGUCCUGAGUGCAGGUUCCCUAGCAGCUGAGCCUGCUGAGAACAGAAAAGGUACAGCGGUGCCAGUUGAAUGCCCCACAUGUCAUAAAAAGUUCCUCAGCAAAUAUUAUCUAAAAGUCCACAACAGGAAACACACUGGGGAAAAACCCUUUGAGUGUCCUAAAUGUGGGAAGUGUUACUUUCGGAAAGAGAACCUCCUGGAGCAUGAAGCCCGGAAUUGCAUGAGUCGAUCGGAACAGGUCUUCACAUGCUCCGUGUGCCAGGAGACCUUCCGCCGGAGGAUGGAGCUGCGGGUGCACAUGGUGUCCCACACAGGCGAGAUGCCUUACAAGUGUUCCUCCUGCUCCCAGCAGUUCAUGCAGAAGAAGGACCUGCAGAGCCACAUGAUCAAGCUACACGGAGCUCCCAAGCCCCACGCAUGUCCCACCUGUGCCAAGUGCUUCCUGUCCCGCACGGAGCUGCAGCUGCAUGAGGCUUUCAAGCACCGCGGGGAGAAGUUGUUUGUGUGUGAGGAGUGUGGGCACCGGGCCUCCAGCCGCAAUGGCCUGCAGAUGCACAUCAAGGCCAAGCACAGGAACGAGAGGCCGUAUGUCUGUGAGUUCUGCAGCCACGCUUUCACCCAGAAGGCCAAUCUCAACAUGCACCUUCGGACGCACACAGGCGAGAAGCCCUUCCAGUGCCAUCUCUGUGGCAAGACCUUCCGUACUCAAGCCAGCCUGGACAAGCACAACCGCACUCACACGGGGGAGAGGCCCUUCAGCUGUGAGUUCUGUGAGCAGCGUUUUACUGAGAAGGGGCCCCUCCUGAGGCACGUGGCCAGUCGACACCAAGAGGGCCGGCCCCACUUCUGCCAGAUCUGUGGCAAGACCUUCAAAGCUGUGGAGCAGUUGCGUGUGCAUGUCAGACGACACAAGGGGGUGAGGAAGUUCGAGUGUACUGAAUGUGGCUACAAGUUCACCCGACAGGCUCACCUGCGGAGGCACAUGGAGAUCCACGAUCGGGUGGAGAACUACAACCCACGGCAGCGCAAGCUUCGCAACUUGGUCAUCGAGGAUGAGAAGAUGGUGGUGGUGGCGCUCCAGCCACCUGCAGAGUUGGAAGUGGGUUCUGCUGAGGUCAUCGUGGAGUCCCUGGCCCAGGGUAGCCUGGCCACCCAACUCUCUGGCCAGAGACUGUGUGGGGAUGACAGCUUUGCUGGCUCGGGUGUCCUGGAGCCCUCCCUUAUCAUCACGGCUGCCGUCUCUGAGGACUGUGACACGUAGCCCAUCCGCCCACCCACUUGGCCCCAGCCCCCAAUAAACCACAUGGCUUUGGA
Messenger RNA from Tupaia belangeri chinensis (Chinese tree shrew), 2254 nucleotides. RefSeq names its product zinc finger and BTB domain containing 48 (gene ZBTB48). Bases 135 to 2201 code for a protein of 688 amino acids. Lineage: Eukaryota; Metazoa; Chordata; Mammalia; Scandentia; Tupaiidae. The transcript is spliced from 11 exons. Gene Ontology annotation, molecular function: protein binding. The record is from RefSeq and is a predicted model, not a curated record.